CUGCGAUAACAAUUAUUUUGAUUGAUCGGUUCUCUCACAUUCUAUAACUGAUAAAAUGGGCAAAAAAAGACGCCACGACGAGAGCGAAGGCGAUUCGUUUGAAUCAGACUACAAGAAGAGCUCAUCCGACACAAAGCACGGUUGUUCCAAAAACAUCAAGAUGUCUCAACCGGAAAUUCAGUACAAAUCAUGCCCAGAGCGGGUAUCGAAGCUUGUCCGCAUAGUCGAUUCUAUUUGCGAAUCUGACGACUCAAUAACUGAGCACGUCGCUUCUGGAGGAGACGUAAUUCGACAGGCAUGUAGUCGAUUAUACUCGGCCAUUAAUUCUAGAUUACACACUUCCCAGAGCCUGCAAACCCCGGCACUGGAUAUCCCUCCCACCAAAGGGGCUCAUGGAGAGCAACAAUUGCUUCCAAAUUCUCGUAUUCUCAGCAAGAAUCUCCCCGCUCUUCCGCCUAUUAUGGAUGAAAGUCUUCAGGAAACGCCUUUUGUGCACCAGGGAUCUCUUGAUGCCACGCAUAGUUCUUCUUCAAGGCACAGCUAUGAGCGCCUUGAAUUUCUUGGCGAUGCGUACUUGGAAAUUAUUGCAUCUCGCCUGCUAUAUUUUCGAUACCCUGAUCUUUCAGCUGGACAAUUGGCUCAGCUCCGCGAAACUCUUGUAAAGAAUGAAACUUUAGCGGAAUAUUCAAUGGGUUACGGUUUUGACACGCGAGCCCGGUUUCCUAAGCACAUCCAAUCCACACAAGCGAAGACCUGGACUAAACUCAUGGGAGAUAUCUUUGAAGCAUAUGUGGCCGCUGUUGUAUUAUCUUCACCAGAACAUGGCUUGGAACAAGCUGAGGCUUGGUUAGCUAAGCUUUGGGAACCCAAACUCCCUCUCUUUACUGGCAUCACGAGUGUUAAUCCCAAUGCAAAGCAAGAGCUAGCCCAGAAGGUUAUGGGAAAGGGCACGAAACUUGAGUACAUUGAAGAAAAACCUGCAGAACACAACCGGAAGGAAGGAAAGACCAGCUAUCAUAUAGGAGUCUACUUAACGGGUUGGGGUUGGCAAAAGCAACAUUUGGGAUCUGGAGAAGCGAAUAGCAAAGGGGUGGCAGGGACCCGAGCAGCGAUGUCGGCCUUGAAGCACCUUCCUUUGAUAAAUGUCAUUGCGGACGCAAAAAAAGAUUUUGAAUUGAAGCAAAUUGCAGCUCGUACUAAUCACAGCAGCGAUUUUCACAAUGCGCAAUCCGGAGCGUAGAUUGUUUUCAUUCAAGAGCAACGCAGUCGUUCUUUGCACGAGCCUGCCAGCUGCAUCUCGCAAGCUUGAAAAAAUUCGAGCCCCGGGCUUUACCUUCUAUGAGUACGCCUACGAACAACGAAGAUAAGCACCAAUGCUCAAUGAUUUGCUAUCCGCCACCUCUAUGGACCCCGAGGGGAUUUGACAAACAAAAGCCCGAGCAUUCCUAGAUUUACUGCAACCAUUUCUAGCCUCA
Xylona heveae TC161 is the source of this 1475-nucleotide messenger RNA. Its product is annotated as ribonuclease III. The record is from RefSeq and is a predicted model, not a curated record. Gene Ontology annotation, cellular component: nucleus. The transcript has 2 exons. Lineage: Eukaryota; Fungi; Ascomycota; Xylonomycetes; Xylonales; Xylonaceae. The coding region runs from base 56 to 1240 and encodes 394 amino acids. Gene Ontology annotation, biological process: primary miRNA processing; rRNA processing; regulation of gene expression. Gene Ontology annotation, molecular function: ribonuclease III activity; double-stranded RNA binding.